UAAAGUUAAAGUCUUUCAAUCAAGUCGAGUAAUAUUCUGUUCACUGCUCGUUAUUAGUAAUCUUUACAUUGACUAGUCGUAAAGAUGAUUAUGUGUUUUAGUCUCAAGUGUUUCAAACAAUAAUAGAUUUCUUUCAUUUCAUUCAAGAGAAUUAUUACAAGUUUAAUUUUAUUUAUUGCACCUAUUCAAUAUUUCCCGCCAAAAUGUUUAAAAAUAUUUUAUUUUGUCUUGAAUUUUGUAUUGCUUUAGCAAGUGGAAUGUAUGUAGUUGAUCCUGGACCAAGAUAUCCUCCAACAAAAGGUGAAGUGUGGCCAAAACCACAAUACGAAAACAAGGAAAAAUUUUAUAUGACUUUCAAUCCUGCAAAUUUUGAAAUAAAUACGACCGCACUAUCGUGUAAUAUUUUAACAAACGCAGUUGAAAGGUAUGCGUUUAUUGUUAAGAGAAAACUUAAUACAAAGUCCCACCAAAGGUUGCUUAAGAGGAGACGCAAACACACAUUUACUGUAAUACAGGAUACUAAUAAGGAAAUGUAUAAUAUCGGAGACCUAACAAAAUUGGAGAUUGAACUUCUGGCGCCAUGUCAAGACUAUCCUUACUUAGGGAUGGAUGAGAGUUAUGAACUGAUUAUAUCAGAAAGGUCAAAAUUGUCUAGUAUGUCUGUAUGGGGAAUUUUGAGAGGUUUGGAAACCUGGACACAGUUAUUUUACUUUACAGACGAUUACAAUGAAAUACGCAUAAAUAAAACACAUAUCUCGGACUUCCCUCGAUAUCAACAUCGCGGCUUAUUGCUUGACACUUCCAGGCACUAUAUCUCCUUGUCUAAUAUAUUAAGGACAUUAGAUGCUAUGGCGAUGAAUAAAAUGAAUGUUUUUCAUUGGCACAUCGUUGACGACCAGAGUUUUCCGUAUCAGAGCGAAAUAUUCCCCAAUUUAAGUGAGAAAGGAGCAUUCCAUCCAUCUAUGAUAUACACAAAAGCUGACAUCGGACUAGUUGUGAAUUACGCGAGGGAUAGAGGCAUCAGAGUAAUGCCAGAAUUCGAUGUCCCCGGUCAUACCCGGUCAUGGGGUAAUGCAUAUCCUGACACUCUCACAGAGUGCUAUUUGAACGGUCAAUUAAUAGGAUUAGGUCCAAUGAACCCUAUCAAUAAUGGUACUUACAAACUUCUUGAAGAACUCAUAAAGGAAGUGCAGCAAUGGUUUCCGGAUAAAUACUUCCAUGUUGGUGGAGAUGAAGUGGAAUUAGAAUGCUGGCGAUCGAAUCCAGACCUUCAGAAGUACAUGAAAGAACACAACCUGACAGCUGCUCAACUCCAUGCUCUGUUCAUGGAAAACGUAUUACCACUGCUUGGGAGUUCCAAGGCGGUAGUUUGGCAGGAGGUAUUUGAUGAAGGUGUACCACUCGCCGAAGACACAAUUGUGCAAGUAUGGAAAUACGAUUGGGUCAAUGAGAUGAUAAGAAUUUUGAAGACUGGCCGAAAAUUAAUUUUCUCAUCUUCCUGGUACCUUGACCACUUGAAAACUGGAGGGGACUGGAUCGAUUACUACCUCGCAGACCCUAGAGAAAUGGUCAUUGAUAAAAUUGGCAAUGAUACAUCGUCCUUGGACAAAAUAAUUGGAGGUGAAGCUUGCAUGUGGGGCGAAGUGGUAGAUGACACCAAUGUUAUAAGCAGAGUUUGGCCCCGUGCCAGUGCUACAGCGGAACGUCUAUGGAGUUCCCCAACAGAUUCUUUACGAACGUACAGCCGUUCGACGCCAAACGCUAGAAGUUACGAUCCCUUGGAUGGAGUGAGACAACGUUUGGAAGAACAUACGUGUCGUAUGAGAAGACGCGGAAUACGCGCUCAACCACCCAGUGGACCUGGAUUCUGCGUUGGAGCUAUUUAAUUGUAUAAAGAUUAAGACAUAAAAAUCCCAUUGUUGACUUCCUCUUUUUUUAAUAAUAAGUUACAUCAUAUUUGCAACCUGUUGCGUGUCUACUGUUUUUGCUGAUGAACUUUUCACUUCGAAUCGAAAACAAAGACAACUUCGAAUGAAUUACAAGUCCGGUUACCUUCCAUCCGG
Chilo suppressalis (striped riceborer) is the source of this 2063-nucleotide messenger RNA. The record is from the annotation of a GenBank genome assembly. Lineage: Eukaryota; Metazoa; Arthropoda; Insecta; Lepidoptera; Crambidae.